GAUCCACAAAUCUGAAUGGUCGAGAAUGGGUUCGAGAUGGCGAAGUGUUUGAGAAUCAUAUAUAUGUAAAAGCCAAUCGAAACUUUUAAAAAAUACACCCACGUUAAAUUCGGACUCGAUGUUAUUUCCUGGUAAUCGAGAAUGAUCAUGUCCGAAAUCAAAGAGAAGGGUCUCGGGUCAGAUAUUUUACCUACAGAUGCGACCUCAACAGAUGGCUCGAUAACAUCGCCAUCGCCACACCAAAACGCCAGCAUCGAAGCUCCACUCAGAUCAUGGGAAAGGCCUGGAUUCAAGGGUUCUUUCCGUCGCUUUCUAAGAAAUGUUCAAGGCUACGUCUGGGACGAUCCAGACAAACCAGCCAUCGAGAAACGUUUCCUCCUCAAACUUGAUUUCUUCCUCCUUACCUAUGGCUGCCUCGGAUACUUCUGCAAGAAUCUCGAUCAAGCCAAUCUGAACAACGCCUAUGUUUCCGGCAUGCAAGAAGCUAUCAAUAUGAAAGGCAGUCAGCUGACAUAUAUGGGAAAUGUCUUUACUGCUGGCUAUGUGAUAAGUCAAAUCCCGGCUGUCAUUCUAGUGACGCAUGUUCGGCCAUCGAUUUUGAUUCCUACGCUUGAGGUUCUCUGGUCUAUCUUUACGUUCUGUAGCGCAGCCGUUACCAACGUGUCACAGUUGUACGCGCUGAGAUUUCUCAUCGGACUUUGUGAAGGAGCUUUCUUUCCGUGUAUCAUCUAUGUGAUUGGCUCAUGGUAUACAAAGCAAGAGCGAGCGAAGCGUGUAACAUUAUUUUAUUGUACCGCAACAUUAGCCACAAUGUUCAGUGGCUACCUCCAAGCAGCAGCUUAUGAUAAUUUAAGCGGACAUCUUGGUCAUGCUGGGUGGCAAUGGCUGUUCAUCAUAUGUGGUACCAUCAGUCUUCCUGUCGGCGUCAUUGGAUAUUUUUUCAACCCCGAUUUCCCCGAAACCACUCGAGCUUUCUAUCUCACAAAGGAUGAAAUCAAACUAGCCAAAGAACGACUAGUUCGUGAUGGGUACAACACUCUAGGAUCGUCAGCUUGGGACAAGAAAAAGCUCUUUCGAAUGAUGACACAAUGGCAAUUUUGGGUCUUACCGUUCGGUUAUUUCUUCAUCCAAGCGAGUCUUCCAUCCCAACAACCGGCAUUUGCAUUAUGGUUGAAGGCGAAAGGAAACUCGGUCUAUGAUAGGGAUGUUCUUCCAACGGCUCAGGCCGGCAUUGGUGUGAUUGUUCAAGUUGUAGCCGCCAUGAUUUCAGAUUCUAACCUUUUACACGGAAAACGUUGGCCACCGAUACUAGUAAUGCAACUUGGAACAUUCUUCAGCGCGGUUGUGCUAGCCAUCUGGACUGUACCUAUCAAACUGAAAUUUGUUGCAUUCUAUCUUGCAUAUUUCUCAGCCGGUGUACCGGGGAUUUGGUUCUCUUGGUAUCCAGAUCUUAUGUCCCAUGAUCACGAGAUGAGAGGAUUUUUGAUUGCGACGAGUAAUAUGUUUGGUUAUAUCAUGCAGAUUUGGUACUCGGAUGCAGUAUGGAGAACUGCAGAAGCGCCUGAAUUCCGUCCGGGUUGGAUUGCUGCAGCAACUUUUGGGGGAGCGACUGCUUUGACAGCGUUAUUGACGAGAUUUCUUGAAAGGAGAGAUGAGAGAAAAGGAAUUGGAGCUUUUGGUGCUAGACCAAAUGACCUGGAAAACUCGAGGGCUGUAGGCUCAACAGAAAUUCCGUAAUAAUUAUUUACUAGAUAGACAUCAAUAAUUAUAAUAAUAUACUACA
Molecule: messenger RNA, 1783 nt
Organism: Botrytis cinerea B05.10
Lineage: Eukaryota; Fungi; Ascomycota; Leotiomycetes; Helotiales; Sclerotiniaceae
Exons: 1
Coding region: 142-1737 (531 amino acids)
Biological process (GO): transmembrane transport
Cellular component (GO): membrane
Molecular function (GO): transmembrane transporter activity
Source: RefSeq, a predicted model, not a curated record